Cordyceps fumosorosea ARSEF 2679 is the source of this 1116-nucleotide messenger RNA. Its product is annotated as ser/Thr protein phosphatase family. The record is from RefSeq and is a predicted model, not a curated record. Gene Ontology annotation, biological process: nucleotide catabolic process. The transcript is spliced from 6 exons. Gene Ontology annotation, molecular function: hydrolase activity. The coding region runs from base 1 to 1116 and encodes 371 amino acids. NCBI's taxonomy places the organism in Eukaryota, Fungi, Ascomycota, Sordariomycetes, Hypocreales, Cordycipitaceae.
AUGAAAUCGACUGCUAUUCUCACCGGCCUGGUGGCUGCCUGCAACGGAGAGGAGCACAGCUGCUACGGCCCCCAUGACAACGUCGAGUAUGUCCGCCAGGGGUCAAGCGCAUGCAACCUGGUGCGCCCAACGCGACACCGACACGCACGGCUGGCUCGAGGGCCACCUCAAGCAGGAGUGUUUCGUCAGCGCCCUGAAGUAGCAGCGGCCGGUCGCUACUGCGAGACCAUCGGCUGGGUGUCCAUGUCCGGGCUUCGACGGCAGCAACGGCGGCUACCACGGCAUCAAGAACCCGCUCCUCCCUCGCCGUUCAGGUACGCCCGUAGGUACCUCGACUGGAACCGCAACACCUUCAUCUACCACUUGCGCCGGCAGCCCGCCACGUGCGACCACCGCUCCGGCCAGCGCGUGAGGCAGGAGAUUGCGCAGGUCAGGGAGGAGCUGCGUCUGGGGGGAGGUGUACGGGCGUGCGCGCCGCGGUCGUGGUGCGUGGACUGCGCGCCGUUCGACGGCCCGGAGAACCUGUUCCCGGGGGUCAUCGUGCCGGCGGUGGGACGGGGGCGGGUGGUGGUGCGGCCGGAGCGCGCGCGGGCAAGGCGCGCAUCAUCCUGGGGGAAAACGGGCAGCGUGCGGUAUGACAUACCGAAAGGCCCGUUCACGCACGACGACAACUUCAUCGUGUCCCCGUUCCACGACGUGUUCCGGUACGUCAAGGACGUGCCGUACGCCAAGGCGGGGCGGUUGAUCACGCAGCUUGAUGACGGCCGCGCGGAUAAGCGCGGCGAGUUGGUGGAGGUCGUCACUCCCGGAUACGUCACCGCGGACGACUGGGGCACCGACGGCGACGACACCAACCACACGGCGGUGCCGUCCAUGCGCCACCCGGGCUACUACGAGGCGCGUGGUGGCUUCCCGGACGGUGCCACGCCGGAGGUUGUCGAUGUCGUCUUUUACGACUUUAUCGAAGAGUAUAUCCUGUACCUCGGCGGCGGGUACAACGCGAGCAUGGUCGACUGCUACGUCGACUGCAACUUUACGUCGCAGGACUUUUUGCUGCCUUAUGCCAGGGCUGUCUGGCAGGACAACAUCAACGACUGCCCCGUUGAUGGCAUGUAG